AUGCCACAGAACGAUCAUAUAGAACUGCACCGAAAAAGGUAUGGGUACCGGUUUGACUACUUUGAAAGAGUAAGAAAGAAGGAGGCGAGAAGUGUCCAUAAGGAAUCUUUAAAAGCUAAAAAACUGAGAGGAAUUAAGGCAAAAAUUUAUAAUAAGAAGAAAUAUGCAGAGAAAGUAAAUUUUAAAAAAACGAUAAAACAGCAUGAAGCAAAAGAUGUGAAGGUUGCUGAAAAAGUUCGAGACGAUAAUGGUUUACCGUCUUAUUUGUUAGAUAGAAAUCAAGUUAGGUAUACAAAAGUGUUAACCAAUUUACUAAAACAGAAGAGAAAAAGUAAAGCAGGGAAAUGGCAAUUGCCAGUACCAAAAAUUCAAGCAUUAAAUGAAGCUGAGAUGUUACGGGUUGUAAAAUCAGGUAAAAGAAGAAGAAAAACAUGGAAAAGAUUAAUUGAUAAAAUAUCAUUUGUAGGAAAAGAUUUUACUCGAAAAAACCCCAAAUUUGAAAGGUAUAUAAGACCAAGUAGUUUAAGAUUUAAAAGAGCUAAUGUUUAUCAUAGUGAGUUAAAAACCACUAUUUCGCUAGACAUCAUUAGUGUUAAGGUUAACCCUCAAUCAAGUUUAUACACCAACUUAGGAAUAAUAACAAAAGGAACAAUAAUUGAAGUCAAUGUUAGUGAAUUGGGACUAGUUACACAGUCUGGUAAGGUCAUAUGGGCAAAAUUUGCGCAGGUAACCAACAACCCCGAGCUUGAUGGAUGCAUAAACGCAACACUACUCGUUUAG
This is a messenger RNA of Plasmodium malariae, 780 nucleotides long. RefSeq names its product ribosomal protein S8e, putative. Bases 1 to 780 code for a protein of 259 amino acids. Gene Ontology annotation, cellular component: preribosome, large subunit precursor; nucleolus. The transcript has a single exon. The record is from RefSeq and is a predicted model, not a curated record. Gene Ontology annotation, biological process: maturation of LSU-rRNA; maturation of 5.8S rRNA. Lineage: Eukaryota; Apicomplexa; Aconoidasida; Haemosporida; Plasmodiidae.